GGCGGCCUCAGUCUGUUCAAGAUGGCCGAGGCAGAAGGAGUGUCCGUGUCCCCGCUGCGGAGCCUCGACGAUUUCCUCAUGGAGUCCGCGAGGUUCCAAGUGCCCAACCUGAAGGACCCCGAGAAGUGGGCCAACCGCGUGCUGCAGAACCUCCUCUACUACCAGACCAACUACUUCCUCACCUGCCUCGCCAUCUUCGCCGUGGUGGGUGUGAUCCACCCCACCAAGAUGUUCUGUGGCAUGACGGCGGUGGGCCUUGCGUUCGGUCUCUUCUACUACCUCACCAACAAUAAGAUGCCAGCCGCCCAGUUCAAGAAGAACCACCCGGUGCUGUCGCUGCUGGGCGUGGUGCUGGCGGCCUACUUCAUGGUGUACCUGCUGGGCUCGGUGCUGGUAUUCCUCAUGGGUAUUCUGCUGCCCAUUACUGUGAUCUUCCUGCACGCAUCCAUGAGGCUCCGUAACCUCAAGAACAAGCUGAUGAACAAAGUGGAGUACCUGGGGAUGAAGAGGACUCCCAUGGGUGUGAUUCUGGAAGCGCUGGGCCUGGAGCAAGACUUCUUCAUGUAGGCAUCCUCUCCCUUCCUUUCCUUCCCCUCCUUUCCUCUCCUUCCUUUCCCUUCCUCCUUUACUCUCUCUAGUUAACCCACAACUGCCCCUUCUUUACUUUGUCUUGUUAACGCACUCUCUCCCUCUAAUUCCUUCCCCUUCCUGCUUUUCUCUCUCUUGUUAAUGCACAACUGUCCUCCCCCCUCUCUCUCUCUCCAUCCCCUCCUUUCCGCUCCCUUCCCUUCCUUCUUUACUCUCUCUCUCUUGUUAAUGCACUUUCUCCUUCCCUUCCUUUCCUCUCCACUCCUUCUCUUUCCUUCCUCUGUCUUGUUAACCUACUUUCCUUCUUCCUUCCUUCCCUUCCUUUCCUCUCUACUCCUUCCCGUCCUUCUUUCCUCUCUCUCUCGUUAGCCCACUCUCCCUCUCUUCCCUUCUCUCCUUCCUUCCCUUUCCUUCUUUCCUUGUUAACCCUCUCUCUCCUUCCCUCCCUUUCCUUCCUUUUUUUCUUUUGUUUUUUGGUAUUCUGUUCAGUGUUGAAGUUCUGGGUCAUGUCAAACCCCUCUCACUAGCUCUCUCUCUUAUUUUAUCAUUUCAGUCAUUUUUUUCCUCUUAUUUUGCCAUCCUUUCAGCAUUUAUAUUCUUGGGACACUUCAUUUAUUUACUGUAUAAUGAUAUUUACCCCUCAGCCUCUCCUUUUUUAUUUUUUAUGGCAAUAUUUUUCCUCUCAACGUCAAUAUUUUGUGACCCUUCUAGCAUUUGUACUCUUAGGUCCCUUCCAUUGUUCACUCCCUUCCCUCCCCCUCGUCCUUCCCUCUCGUCCUUUCCUCCAUUUAUAUUACUCUGAUGAACUGUGUCUGAUGAUUGUAAGAGAGACAGUGACUUGAUUGGCUACUUCAGAGCAUCAUAAGAGAGGGAGACUUGGAUUAUAAGAGAGAGAGAGACUUACAUGGUUACUCCCUAUCCAUCAUCAAAGAACGACUUCAGUGGGUACUUCCAAGGCAUCAUAAGAAAGACAGUGAUUAGAUUGGCUACUUCAGAGCAUCAUAAGAGAGGGAGACUUGCAUUAUAAGAGAGAGAGAGACUUAAAUGGUUACUUCCUAUGCAUCAUCCAAGAAAGACUUCAGUGGGUACUUCCAAGGCAUCAUAAGACACAGCGACUAGAUUGGAUGCGUCUCAAGCCCCUCAGACUUAAGCUUAGUGUGUCGUGAGAACUUUUAUCUCCAUGCUGUUAGUGGCGUAGCGCUAGGAUGUAAGGAAACACAACAAUAAUAAUAAUAAUACCCAGAAUUCAUCAACUUAAUAUUCAGACUUAGAGAUAGUUUUUCAAGGUAAUUUCUGGCACUUAAUUGUAUAACUUAAAAUCUUGUGUGUAAGUGUAUGUAGUGGAAGUGGUUUCAGAUGUUCCUUACUGUGUGAAGUGACUUUUUAUUUAACUUAAGUGUAUCUACUGCACAAGAAAGUAGGAAUUUAAGCAAAAAAACACCAGAAUCAAGUAGAAAUUUAAUAGAAAACUCCAUAAUUUCAGUGUGAUAAAAAUUAUCUGUUAUGUAUAAUAGCCAAUGGAGAAACGUUUUGUUAACUUUAGUGUAUCUACUGCACAAGAAAGUAGGAAUUUAAGCUAAAAAAGACCAGAAUCAAGUAGAAAAAUUUAAAUGAAAAACUUGAUAAUUUCAGUGUGAUAAAAAAGAAUACUGUGUAGAUUUGAAUAUGAUUUUAGUAUCUAGUAUUGUCAACAGGAAUUAGUGUGAUAUGUGCCAACGAGUGUCUAUUUUUAUCAUUUCUUUUAAGGCAACUGUAGCUUUCUUAUGGAUUUCUUGUUCAGUGUUAUUCCCAUGCGACAAUUCCAACACAUAUAAUUAGUCUACAGAUCUUGUCAGCAGAGAUUAGUGUGACAUGUGCCAGCGAACCUUUCUUUAUUACUUCAUUUAAGACGAGUGUAGUUUUCUCAUUGUUUUCCUUUUCAAUGUUAUUUCCAUGUGACAAUUCCGACAUGAUAAUUAGUCUACAGAUCUUGUCAGCAGAGAUUAGUGUGACAUGUGCCAGCGAAUCUUUAUAACUUCAUUUAAGACAACUGUAGUUUUUCCCAUUGAUUUCUUGUUCUGUGUUAUUCCCAUGCGACAAUUCUGACACAUGAUAAUUAGUCUACAGAUCUUGUCAGCAGAGAUUAGUGUGACAUGUGCCAGCGAAUCUUUAUAACUUCAUUUAAGACGAGUGUAGUUUUUCCCAUUGAUUUCUUGUUCUGUGUUAUUUCCAUGUGACAAUUCCGACAUGAUAAUUAGUCUACAGAUCUUGUCAGCCGAGAUUAGUGUGACAUGUGCCAGCGAAUCUUUUUAACUUCAUUUAAGACGAGUUUAGUUUUUCCAUUGAUUUCUUGUUCUGUGUUCCCAUGCGACAAUUCUGACAUGAUAAUUAGUCUACAGAUCUUGUCAGCAGAGAUUAGUGUGACAAUUGCCAACGAACCUUUCUUAAUCACUUCAUUUAAGACGAGUGUAGUUUUUCCAUUGAUUUCUUGUUCUGUGUUAUUCCCAUGCGACAAUUCUGACACAUGAUAAUUAGUCUACAGAUCUUGUCAGCAGAGAUUAGUGUGACAAUUGCCAACGAACCUUUCUUAAUCACUUCAUUUAAGAUGAGUGUAUUUUUUUCCAUGGAUUUCUCGUUUGCGACAGUAUUGGCAUAUCAUUAGUUUACAGGUCUUGUCUUGCUAUCCCCAUCAGCCGUAAUGUCAGCUAAAGGUAUUCCCUGCUUUGUGAUUCGGGAGACCUGCUUGAUGAAAGGUUCCCGGAGCUUUUGAGUUGUGUUCCGCAGACCCCAGUUGUAGUUCCUUGUUGUAACGCAGAGUGCAGUGGUUGUUGUAUGUACCUGGACCUGUUACGUGAUUGGUUUGUUUCGACUAGCACUUAACUCAUGAAGCUAGAAUUAUUAUGGUCAGUAGUUGAUCUAAUUCCCAGGAUGUGUUACUGUAAUGUUUGGUUGUGGCGUGGGCAGAGUGUGGCCCCGGUCAGGGUGUGGUGUGUUGGGUGCGGCAUGUCUAUCCUUAACCUUUGCUCAUGUUCGGAUUGACACUGUUAUGGAGGGAGUGUUUCCAGGGGCAGACUCCUCUUGGACAGUCCUGGCUAACUGAAAACAUCCUUGCUCUACUUAGAUGAGACUUGGUGUUGUUUACAUAGAUAUUAGAGAAUCGCUUUUAUCUUUUUCAGUCAUGGUUUGAGGCAUUGAAGAUAGGCAGCAAAAACUUCUCUGACUCCUCCUGGACAGUCCUGGCUAACUGAAAACAGCCUUGCUCUGCUUAGAUGAGACUUGGUGUUGUUUGCAUAUAUAUUAGAGAAUUGCUUUUAUCUUUUUCACUGUUAUGGUUUGAGGUAUUGCAGAUCGGCAACUCAGAACAAGAUCUGCAAGUCUUUUUACCAUUCAUCAUCAUACUGAGAACAGCCUUGCUCUGCUUAGAUAUAACUUGGUAUUGUUUGCAUAUAUAUUAGAGGAUUGCUUUUAUCUUUUUCACUGUUAUGGUUUGAGGUAUUGAAGAUCGGCAACUCAGAUCAAGCAAGUCUUUUUAUCAUUCAUCAUACUGAAAACAGCCUUGCUCUGUUUAGAUGUGACUUGGUAUUGUUUGCAUAUAUAUUAGAGAAUUGCUUUUAUCUCAUUCACUGUUAUGGUUUGAGGUAUUGAAGAUCGGCAACUCGGAACAAGCAAGUCUUUUUACCUUUCAUCAUCAUACUGAAAACAGCCUUGCUCUGUUUAGAUGUGACUUGGUAUUGUUUACAUAUAUAUUAGAGAAUUGCUUUUAUCUUUUCCACUGUUAUGGUUUGAGGUAUUGAAGAUCGGCAACUCGGAACAAGCACAUCUUUUUAGCCAUAAGAUAUUCAGAGCAUUGUGUCAUUAGUAAGACUUUCAACCUUAACUGCCCAGAGAAUUGUGUUAUAUGUAAGACAUCUUGAUUUUAACCACAGAAAAUUGUUAUUAGUAAGACAUUUUGACCAUAAGCCAUUCAGAGCAUUACAUCAGGAAGUCUUUUAACCCCUUGACUGUGGAUUUCCUAGCAGAAGACCUCACCAAGCUACAGAAAUGGAACUAAAAGUGGCUGCUACAACUCAAUGAAGAAAAAUGUAAAGUCAUGUACCUUGGGAGUGGAAAUCCAGCAUACCAAUACCACAUGGGAAACACUCCACUAUCCACCACAGAGGCAGAGAAAGACCUGGGACUAUAUGUUACCAGGCUACCAGUGAAAGCCAAAUCCGUGCCAAUCACAGUGGACGGGUUAAUCUAUUCAGAGCAUCAGUGAAAGCCAAAUCCGUGCCAAUCACAGCGGACGGGUUAAUCUAUUCAGAGCAUCAGUGAAAGACAAAUCCGUGCCAAUCGCAGCGGACGGGUUAAUCUAUUCAGAGCAUCAGUGAAAGCCAAAUCCGUGCCAAUCACAGCGGACAGGUUAAUCCAUUCAGAGCAUUAUAUCAUUAGGAAGUCUUUUAACCUUAGGCCCUCCAUAGCAUUGUGUCCUAAUCUCCCUGAGCAUCGGUUUCGCAUCCUAUUGUUAGUCUUUAGCGGACAGUGUUGGGGUCUACAAGGCUGGUGUUGCAUUGUACUCCCUGUGUUGAAUUCUGUGAUCCUCAGAGCGAAUGACUCGGCUUGCGUAGGUAGCCCCCUGUAAUGUAGAGUCAAGUCUGGUCGCUGUAUAUUUUUGUAAGUUACACGGUAUGGAUUGAGCGCUUAGUUUGUUAUGAAGACACGGUUAGUUGUGGUUAGUUUUAUCCUUAACACUUUUGUCCGUAAUUCUCAGAUGCUUUGGGCUCUCACAACAACCAUUUCUCAAGGCCAUGAGUCGGGUUCACAUCCAUGGUGUAGAAGCCUUGUCAAACUAUCACGAGGCUCAUAAAACUACCCAUGGAAACACUAACACAACAACCUCUAUGAAAGCCUUGUCAAACUAUUACUAGGCUCACAAAACUACCCAUGGAAAUACUAACACCACAGCCUCUAUGAAAGUCUUGUCAAACUAUCACGAGGCUUAUAAAACUACCCAUGGAAACACUAACACCACAACCUCUAUGAAAGCCUUGUCACACUAUCACUAGGCUCAUAAAACUACCCAUGGAAACACUAACACCACAACCUCUAUGAAAGCCUUGUCAGACUGUCACUAAGCUCAUAAAACUACCCAUGGAAAUACUAACACAGCAGCCUCUAUGAAAGCCUUGUCAGACUAUCACUAUUCUCAUAAAACUACCCAUGGAAAUACUAACACAACAAUCUCCAUGAAAGCCUUGUCAAAGUAUCACUAUUCUCAUAAAACUACCCAUGGAAACACUAACACCACAACCUCUAUGAAAGCCUUGUCACACUAUCACUAGGCUCAUAAAACUACCCAUGGAAAUACUAACACAGCAGCCUCUAUGAAAGCCUUGUCACACUAUCACUAGGCUCAUAAAACUACCCAUGGAAAUACUAACACCACAGCCUCUAUGAAAGCCUUGUCAAACUAUCACUAGGCUCAUAAAACUACCCAUGGAAACACUAACACCACAACCUCUAUGAAAGCCUUGUCAAACUACCACUAGACUCAUAAAACUACCCAUGGAAAUACUAACACCACAACCCCUACCAAAGCCUUACCAAAUGUGUGUGUGAGAGCCUCGAAAUGCUUAAGAAUAUGGACCUUUUUAGUAGUUUAUCUAGAUCAAUUUGCAUCAUCCUUGUAUCUUAUAUGCAUGAAGACGUUCCUAUCAUCACAGCUCUAGCUUAUGUCACUGCUGGUGUUCUUUGGUUUUUAAUACUCCAGCCCCUUUUAGACAUGUUUAGGUUGCACUCAGGCCUGUAGUGUUUGUUAUAGGUCACUCACUUCUUCUUUAAACUGCUCCCCUGCAAGCUUGCCAUAAUGUGCUGUUUGUCAUUCAGGGCUAAAGGGUUUGUUACAGGUUAUUAAUUCUUUUUUAAACUGCUCUCCUGUAAGCUUGACAUAAUAUGCAGUUUGUCAUUCAGGGCUAAAGGGUUUGUUACAGGUUACUCAUUCUUUUUUAAACUGCCCCCAUGCAAGCUUGAUAUAAUGUGUACUUUUUAAAUCAUCACCAACACUUGGCCGGCAGUUCCGAGGAGAAUAAUGCCUAAACUAAAGGGUUUAAACGAGACUAAGACCCAUGUGUACUAGUUCACUACAGUCAACCCACGCUUUUACGGACCUCAGAAUAAUGAAUCUCGGUUUUAAUUAACUUUUUUGCCUUUUUGGAAUGCUCAGUAAUUGCCGAGUUAUAUUUGGUGGUGGGCGCCCGAGCACAUACACGAACGUUGGUCAGCAUAACACAGUGUCCAGUGUGUCCAAUUAUAUGAUGACUGCAUGUAUAUAAGUUUGCCGUCUUUCAUCUGAUAUAACGAACAAGCUUUGUCAUGUACGAACCAAGAGAGCCGGGUUUGAUUCCCGGGCGGAGUGGAAAAUUUGGGCGGCUUUUCCGAUACCCUAUGCCCCUGUCCACCCAGUAGUGAAUGGGUACCAGGUAUUAAUUGGGGGUUGUGUCCCGUCUCCUGGGAUCUGUUCGCUUCUCCUAUAAUUCCUUCCCCUUCUGUCUCUCUCCGGCAUAUGACCACAGAUGUUGUACCGAUUAAACAAAACUUUUCAAUUUUGUCAUACACGGCAAUGGUAGGAAAUAGCGAAUUUUCAGCUCAUAUAACAAAGUUCAUUAUACCAAAACUUCAGGUUCCUCGUAUAUAACAUCGCCCCUUUACCCCAACUGGUUCAUAAAGCGAGGGUUUACUGUACUGUCAUAAAAUCUGUUUUCUUGCACUCAUAAUACAGUCUUCCACAGCACUCACUCAUAAUCUUUUUUCUGCUUUUUAUUUUAUUUAUGGUAAUGGAAGCAGCUCAAGGGCUAUGAUUUGUCUUUCCUUUGUUUUGAUUCGUCUCCUCCCUCGUAGGUCCAAGGUGAACAUUGACAGUGGGAGCGCCAAGUUGCUGGAGGACUUCAUGAGCAAAGUACCGUCUCAUUUGAAGUAGUACGGGAGAACACGGCCUCCUCCUCCUCCUCUUCCCCCUUGGCCUUCACUGUUAAUACCAAUGCCUGUGAUCUGCUUGCAACCUUGUUUUGUCCACCCCUGUCUCUGCCGUCGCCGCUGCACCAGGCUUACUGCACGACACACCUUCGCCUCUGAGCAGUGAAUGAUUUUGGUGAGGGCAGUUACGAGGGAAUGCUACCAUCGUAAAGUCCCCAGAUGAAGUACUUUGUCGUCUUGCAUCUUUACACUCCGGCAAUGAACUGAAUUUGGCUUUGGUGAGGGCAGUUACGAGGGUGAUUUCCUGGCAUGUUUGAGGUCUCUGGAUGAAGGAAAUGCUAUGUCGUCUAAUGUUAAGGUACCUGUCCACUGUUCUUUGUUCCUACCUUGCAUUGACCUGUUUUUUUUCUCAUUUUUCAUUUACUGUUCUCAUUUUCCUAUUGUGGGUUGGACGGGAAAAGGUUGUUACUAGCCCUCCUUGGUACUUUAAAUUGUAAACUGAAGUAUCUUAGAAAUUAAAACUUGCUUACAUUCAAGUUUAGACAUCUUCAUGCCCCAGCAAUGAACUGAAUUUGGCUUUGGUGAGGGCAGUUACGAGGGUGAUUUCCUGGCAUGUUUGAGGUCUCUGGAUGAAGGAAAUGCUAUGUCGUCUAAUGUUAAGGUACCUGUCCAUUGUUCUUUGUUCCUACCUUGCAUUGUUCUGUUCUUCUUCUUCUCCUUUUUCAUUUACUGUUCUCAUUUUCCUAUUGUGGGUUGGACGGGAAAAGUUUGUUACUAGCCCUCCUUGGUACUUUAAAUUGUAAACUGAAGUAUCUUAGAAAUUAAAACUGGCUUACAUUCAAGUUUAGACAUCUUCAUGCCCCAGCAAUGAACUGAAUUUGGCUUUGGUGAGGGCAGUUACGAGGGUGAUUUCCUGGCAUGUUUGAGGUCUCUGGAUGAAGGAAAUGCUAUGUCGUCUAAUGUUAAGGUACCUGUCCACUGUUCUUUGUUCCUACCUUGCAUUGUUCUGUUCUUCUUCUUCUCCUUUUUCAUUUACUGUUCUCAUUUUCCUAUUGUGGGUUGGACGGGAAAAGGUUGUUACUAGCCCUCCUUGGUACUUUAAAUUGUAAACUGAAGUAUCUUAGAAAUUAAAACUUGCUUACAUUCAAGUUUAGACAUCUUCAUGCCCCAGCAAUGAACUGAAUUUGGGUUUGGUGAGGGCAGUUACGAGGGUGAUUUCCUGGCAUGUUUGAGGUCUCUGGAUGAAGGAAAUGUUAUGUCGUCUAAUGUUAAGGUAUCUGUCCACUGUUCUUUGUUCCUACCUUGCAUUGACCUGUUUUUCUUCUCCUUUUUCAUUUACUGUUCUCAUUUUCCUAUUGUGGGUUGGACAGGAAAAGGUUGUUACUAGCCCUCCAUGGUACUUUAAAUUGUAAACUGAAGUAUCUUAGAAAUUAAAACUUGCUUACAUUCAAGUUUACGUGUAGACAAAAAAAUGUGGUUAUUCAGUAUUCACAUAAAGUUCAGUAUCCCCCAAAAUUUGCAUUGACUCAUAUUGUCUACACAUAAAUUGAGUUGUGAUUAUCUUAAGCAAUUUGAACUCUUAGGCUCUAAAAAAUUUGCCUUACAUUCAGUUUACAUAUAAACGAAAAUGUGAUUAUUCAGUAUUUUACCUCCACUAAGGUCUUGAAAACUUGUCUGAUCUGAAGGUACAUAAUGUGAUGAUUGGGGAGCAUCAUGAAUUCACUCCACACUCUCCUUAUUCAUUACUUUUUGUGCCCUCCAUGGACUUAUAUUCAGCUAAGUUAUUCAGUAUUUUACCUCAACUAAGAUCUUGAAAACUUGUCUGAUCUGAAGGUACAUAAUGUGAUGAUUGGGGAGCAUCAUGAAUUCACUCCACACUCUAUCUAUUAAUUAUUUUUUGUGCCUUCCAUGGACUUGUAUUCAGCUAAGUUAUUCAGUAUUUUACCCAAACUCUAGGCUCUUAAAAGUAUCUCUAAUUUAACGAUGCAUGAAGUAAUGAAUAGGGAGCAUCGCAGAUCUCCCUUCACUCUGUGCUAUACAUCACUCAACACCUUACUUCAUCUUGGGGUGCUUAGAUAUGUGAUUUCUGUGUAUCAAAAGUUCCCUGGGUGAGAUGGAAACAUGAAGGAGCUGUGUACCCAUUCUUACUGGUUCAUGAUAAAUACAAGUUAAAAAAUCCCUCACACACAACACAUGGGAAGAAUGACGAAUGAGAGACUUAGAUAAACUAACGCUAGAAAGAAAAUGAACUAUAAUGAACCUAAGAUACUGUCAUUAGGGAUUCAAGGUAAACAGAAGUCCAGAAAUCCUUCAUAUGCAGCCAGUGGAAAUUAGGACGAAUGGGAGACUUGACUAAACUAAUCAAACAGAAGAUGAACUAUAAUGAACCUAAGAUACUGUCAUUGGGGGAUUCACGGUAAAUAUGUUAGUCCAGAAAUCCUUUACACGCAACCCAUGGGAAGCUGGAUAACUAUGAGACUUUGGUUAACUUCUGAACUUUAAGAAAACACAAAAAACUGGAUGAGUGGGAGACUUUGGUUAACUUCUUCUGAACUUCAAGAAAACACGGAAAGUUGGACAAAAGGGAGACUGGUUAACUUCUUUUGAACUUCAAGAAAACAAAAAAACUGGACAAGUGGGAGACUGGUUAACUUCUUCUGAACCUCAAAGAAAAAACACUCGCUCUAUACUUCCUCACUCAGGGAACUUGUGAUGCCUCUGUUGUUAAAUAUAAUCAAAAGUUAACUAUAUAAGUGUGAUUCUGGCUGGUUGGUUGAUUUAUUAUAUGUAUUGGCUCAUUUAUCACAUGCUUUAUCCCAUCCCAUUCUUGCCCACUGCUUCAGCCUCUCAGAUCUGGCAGGAUCGGGCAUUGGAGAGGCUGCGGCAAGGGACAGAUGUAGUUGGGAGCAUAUCAUUGACUGUGUAACCUCUUAAGAAAGUAUAGGAAAGCUUGACAAUGGAGAGACUGCGGCAAGGGACAGAUGUAGUUGGGAGCAUAUCAUUGACUGUGUAACCUCUUAAGAAAGUAUAGGAAAGCUUGACGUUGAACAGAAGAUGAGCUAUUGUGAGUGAUAUUGUUUGGGUUAUGCUCUAUCUUGUAAGGGCAGGAUAGUGUAGCUGCCUCAUGGGUCGGUAACAUUAUGGGAAAGCCUGACAUUGAACAGAAGAUAAGCUAUGGUGAUUGUCCCAUACAUAGUGAGUGAUAUUGUUCGGUAUAUUCUCCAGUAAGGGCAGGAUAGUAUAGCCACCACAUAGAUUGGAAACAUUCACAUCAUUCCCGUAAGUCGGCCAGUAAAGUAUCUAAUCUACAUAUCAGGGAGAAGAAACACUCGUAAAAUUUCAGUCGUGGUGUGAAAAUAUACUCCUGUAAUGUCUCGGUCACAACUACUCCUGAGACUCUUGGAAGUAGUUGUUUUUUUAUGCCUCGGCUCAUAUUUUUGUAGUUUCAUGCCCCUGAUGUGAAGGUAUUUACACUGACAGUAGAGCAAUCCCACAGUCCCACAACAAUGGCUUAAGUCCCCCUAACCAAACAGCUGCAAAGUUUUUCAUAGUUUCUUACCCUGAUGUGAAGGCAUUUCCCCUGACAAUAGUUCCACAGUACCACAAGAAUGAUUUAAGUCCCCCUAACUGAACAGCUGCCAGGUUUUUCAUAGUUUCUUACCCUGAUGUGAAGGCAUUUCCCCCUGACAAUAGUUCCACAGUACCACAACAAUGAUUUAAGUCCCCCUAACCAAACAGCUGCCAGGUUUAAGACUAUGGGUCGCAUUAUAAGACACUUCACUGCCCUAGAACACCUAUUUGACAAGGCUUUUGUAGGAGUUGUGGCCAUUUCCAGGAGUAGCUUUAUGACCCUGGUGGUAGUGUGUCCCUUCCUCUGUACGAUGAUGAUGAACACCUAUUUGAUAAGGCUUUCGUAGGAGUUGUGGCCAUUUCCAGGAGUAGCUUUAUGACCCUGGUGGUAGUGUGACCCUUCCUCUGUACGAUGAUGAUGAACACCUAUUUGACAAGGCUUUCGUAGGAGUUCUGGCCAUUUCCAGGAGUAGCUUUAUGACCCUGGUGGUAGUGUGACCCUUCCUCUGUACAAUGAUGAUGAACACCUAUUUGACAAGGCUUUCGUAGGAGUUCUGGCCAUUUCCAGGAGUAGCUUUAUGACCCUGGUGGUAGUGUGACCCUUCUUCUGUACCACGAACCUCAAGAAACACUCACUAUAACCCGACUGACCCCCUCUUUGACCUUUAGAAAUGGCUGAUGUGAGGAGCGAAAGUGUCUUAUAAUCUGACCUAUACCGUGAGUCGAAGAUCUACCCUUAAGAGCUAGUCACUGUUAUGUUAGUGCCACACCGAUUGACGCACCUUUGUUUGUUACUACUCGCUAUGAUCUACUAGCACUAAUGACCACACGCACUGCAUUAUUACUACUAUUACUACUACUACUAUUAAGCGUGUAGAUGAUUUGAAUAAAGUUAUUUUUGAGGUAAA
This is a messenger RNA of Eriocheir sinensis (Chinese mitten crab), 11996 nucleotides long. RefSeq names its product PRA1 family protein 3-like. The transcript has 7 exons. The record is from RefSeq and is a predicted model, not a curated record. The coding region runs from base 22 to 567 and encodes 181 amino acids. Gene Ontology annotation, cellular component: membrane. Lineage: Eukaryota; Metazoa; Arthropoda; Malacostraca; Decapoda; Varunidae.